Messenger RNA from Oncorhynchus mykiss (rainbow trout), 5603 nucleotides. Its product is annotated as rap guanine nucleotide exchange factor 1. Gene Ontology annotation, cellular component: plasma membrane. Gene Ontology annotation, biological process: Ras protein signal transduction. The record is from RefSeq and is a predicted model, not a curated record. NCBI's taxonomy places the organism in Eukaryota, Metazoa, Chordata, Actinopteri, Salmoniformes, Salmonidae. Gene Ontology annotation, molecular function: guanyl-nucleotide exchange factor activity.
AGAACCGAGUUGUCUGCUGCUAGUCUGCCUAUCAUCAUCAUCAUCAUCAUCGGGGUCUGGCUGGCUGUUGUAUUUGCGUCGGAACGGUCCGAGCUAAAAAAAAGUGCUUUGGCUAAAGGAUGUGGGAUUAAAAGAGAAUAAACGGACAACAUACCUCCCUGGUUUUAAUUUGUUUAACGUUACCGUCUCUGCUUCGAAAUGUCGGGGAAAAUAGAGAGUAAGCAAGACUCCCAACGCUCCCAUUUGUCUUCCUUCACCAUGAAGCUUAUGGACAAGUUCCACUCUCCCAAAAUCAAAAGGACACCCUCGAAGAAAGUCAGUAAGCCGCCUUUAGAACAUAGCGUCAAGACUGCGGAGAAACCUGCUAACAAGGGUCUGAGUCGUUUAGAGGAGCAUGAGAAAGACGUGGUCAGUGCAUUGCGUUACUUCAAGACCAUCAUUGACAAGAUGGCGGUGGACAAGAAGGUGCUGGAGAUGUUACCAGGCUCUGCCAGUAAGGUCCUGGAGGCCAUCCUGCCUUUAGUCCAAGUGGAACCAAGGAUCCAGCACAGUUCAGCGGUGUCAUCUUGUCUUAACCGUGUGUACCAGAGUCUGGGCAAUCUCAUUCGCUGGUCUGACCAAGUUAUGCUGGAGGGGGUGAACCUGGAAGAUAAAGAAACCAUCGUUACUGUCACCACUGUGAUCAAGGCAGUGCUCGACGGUGUUAAGGAGCUGGUGAAACUGACCAUCGAGAAACAGGAGCAUCCCUCCCCUACGUCUCCUGUCAAACCAGUGCCACCGGCCGCCCUGACUGAGAGCGCUGCAGAGCCACCUGCCAAAGAGAAGGAGAGUCUGGACAAGAGUUCAGCCACAACCCAAUCUACGGAAGUCUUGACUGAACCCACCGAGGAGGAAGCAGAGGAGGUGGCCCCUCCGAAACCCCCUCUCCCUGGCGUAAAGAUUGCUGAACACAAUCCUCCAGCUCUCCCUCCAAAGAAGCGCCAGUCGGCGCCCUCCCCCACUCGGGUGGCAGUGGUGGCCCCCAUGAGCCACGCCACCAGUGGCUCCGGUCUUCCCAUGGGCACCGGCCUCCACAAGCAGGAGUACGAGGUGGACUCGUUGCAGCGGCGCUUCUCAGGGGGCAGCCAUUCGUACGGAGGGGAGUCGCCGCGCUUGUCGCCCUGCAACAGCAUGGGCAAGCUGAGCAAGUCGGACGAGCAGCUAUCCUGGACAGUGGACAGUGGACAGUGCUCACGCAACACCAGCUGUGAGACUCUGGACACCACAGACCACUACGACCCGGACUACGACUUCCUGCACCAGGACCUGUCCAGCCUGGAACAGAUGCCUCCCCUGCCGGUGGGGGGGUGCCUCAGCCCCCUGCCCGAAUCCCACAGCGAGUCCUCCUCCCCUUCCCCGUGCCCUGGCCCCGGCCCACCACUGGCCCAACCCCACUUCACCCCUGCCUACCCCUCCCCCCAGCCGUCCCUCCAGGGCUCCUCCACGUCCCCCCUCUACUCCCGCAUGACUCCGGCAUUGCCGCCCCCCGCCCUGCCAGAAAAGAAGCGCCGCAGCGGGGCCAGCUCGGGCAUCUCCGACGGCUCCUACUCGGGCUCCUCCUGGCGUGUCUCCUUCGAGCGUCACCCGUCCCAGUAUGACAACCUCAUGGAGGAGGACAUGCCGCCUGUGCCCCCCUUCCCCCUGUUCACGCCUGGCGUCUCGCCCAUGACCCUGUGCCACUCCGCCGAUGGGUUUGUGUCUGAGUUCUGUGCCAGCGAGACGGCAGACGUCCCCCAGAGUCCACCCCCACUCCCCGAGAAGAAGAGCCGCCACAUACUGAAGUACAUGCAGUUUGUGGAGGACUACUCGGAGCCCCAGCCCUCACUCUUCUACCAGACACCUCAGAGCGAGAGCAUCUACGAGCAACGCAACAAGCGCUUCCAGGAAGUCUACAGCUUCAACGACUCGUAUAGCAGCAAUGACUCUGUUCACGAGCCUCUCCCACCCCCGGCACUGCCACCCAAACAGAGGCAGCUGGCCUCCCACUCUGCGUCUCCCUCUUCCUCGUCCUCAUCCUCUCUCUCCUGCCACCUCCAGCAGUCGCAGGCUGCGGUGGUGGAGGAGGUGGGGUCUGCGCUCAGCAUGUCCGUCUCUAACUCCUUCCUGAGCCGCCAGUCCUCCCUGACCACCCCCAUGCAUAAGACAAUUCUCAGGUCCUAUUCUCAGGACUUUGCGCCUCUCUGCCUGUCUUCCAUUCCAUAUCUCCUCUCAUCUGUCUCUUCCCACUCUCCCAUUGUCCACCAAUCGCAGAGCAUGGACCUAGCUGCCCCGGGCACUGGCGGCCCUGACCCUGUGCUGGUGGCCAACGGCUCACUGGACAGCUCUGGUGGCUCUCUUGCAGUCUGCCUUCCCACUGACUCUUCUUUCUCUGACACUCGUCAAACCUCUUUGAGUGAAAGCGCUAAUGAGGAAGUCGGGGAGGGAGAGUACGUCAAUCUGUACUCAUCCAGCCAAGCCAAAGGAGACGGGCCGCUCUCCCGCCGAGACUCAUCCGCCAUAGAUGACUCACUGGAGGACACUGCCUCAGAGAACCCACUGUGCGAGGACACGUGCAAUGACAGCCGAAGGCAAAAGUCCUCAGAAGAAGGGCCAAGUAGCGAGGAGACGGAUGAACUUUCCCUCAUCGAUCACAUGGAGAUCAUGUCCCGGAUAACACUAAAGCAGGAGAGCGACGACGGUCCAGAUGUCCGAGCCGGAUCGGGGGAUAUUUUAUUAGUCCACGCCACAGAAACGGAUCGCAAAGAUCUUGUCUUGUACUGUGAGGCUUUCCUGACGACGUACAGAACAUUUAUAACCCCCGAGGACCUCAUCAAAAAGCUGCACUACAGAUACACCAGAUUUAGUCACAGCCCAGACACCUUCAAGAAGAGAGUCAGCAAAAACACUUUCUUCGUUCUGGUCCGUGUGGUGGACGAGCUGUGUCUGGUGGAGAUGACGGAGGACAUCCUGAAGCAGCUGAUGGACCUGGUGUUCAGGCUGGUGUGUAACGGUGAGCUGAGCCUGGCCCGCGUGCUUCGCAAGAACAUCCUGGACAAGGUGGAGCAGAGGAAGCUGCUGCGCUACACCAACUCCCUUAAACCACUGGCCGCGCGAGGUGUCGCUGCCAGACCGGGGACCCUGCAUGAUUUCCGCAGUCACGAGAUUGCUGACCAGCUAACUCUCCUGGACGCGGAGCUCUUCUACAAAAUUGAGAUCCCUGAGGUGUUGCUUUGGGCUAAGGAGCAGAACGAAGAAAAGAGUCCUAACCUCACACAAUUCACAGAGCACUUUAACAACAUGUCCUACUGGGUACGCUCCAUAAUCAUUCUGCAGGAGAAAGCCCAGGACCGAGAAAAGCUCCUCCUUAAAUUCAUCAAAAUAAUGAAGCACUUACGGAAGCUAAAUAAUUUCAACUCGUAUUUGGCAAUAUUAUCUGCCUUGGAUUCGGCUCCCAUCCGAAGACUGGAAUGGCAGAAAACAACCUCCGAGGGCCUAGAGGAAUACUGCACGUUGAUAGACAGCUCCUCGUCGUUCCGGGCCUACCGAGCGGCACUGGCCGACGUGGAGCCACCAUGUAUACCAUAUCUGGGACUUAUCCUCCAGGACUUAACCUUUGUCCAUCUGGGCAACCCUGACCUCAUCAACGGGAAGGUCAACUUCUCAAAGCGCUGGCAGCAGUUCAAUAUCCUGGACAGCAUGAGGCGCUUCCAGCAAGUGCAUUAUGAUCUGAAACACAACGACGACAUCGUCUCCUUUUUCAAUGACUUCAGCGACCACCUGGCAGAGGAGGCUCUGUGGGAGCUGUCUCUAAAGAUCAAACCUCGGAACAUUACGCGGCGCAAAACAGAGCGCGAAGAGAAGACAUAGGAACUUGUCCCGCUGUGUUGGACCUUUUGGACAUUUUACAAAAUCAUGGAAUUACAGGAGACUACAAACAAGUAGAACUGUGAAGGCAGCUAAAAGACUGUGGAUGAUUUUAUUUUUUUUACUGGACCUCUCAGACUUGGGAUUCUCUGUCUGUGUGUGAGUAAAGCAAGUGAGAGAGACACUGUGCAGUGUUGGAAGGCUCGCAAAAAGAUUCAUCAUGUUCACCUUUGUCACCAACCUCAUCCACCCGAUGCCACAUUAUGGGUAUGGUCCAAGCAUUACAGGAUACGCUAGAGGUUGUCCUCUCACAACCCAAGACAUUGCCCUGACUAAAACCUUAUCAUACUGAUGUGGGCCAUGGGAAACACUGCCCAAUGUCACUCAGUUUAGACUUUUUUUAUACGGGACUCCAGACCCCUUUUUUUGCUGCCACAAACUGUGACGCUGUAUCGCCUGACAUGGCAGAGAACUGCUAUGGGUGGUGCAGAACUUUGAGCAAAGACACUCAAAUCACCUGGGUCUGCUUCUAGACUGGUGGAAAAAUAUAUAUUACUGGUGCACAUAAGACAUCAUUUUGUCAUUAAAAAACAUGUUUUUUUUCAAGGAUGUGUUGUAUGUAUGAUACUGUCUGACUGAUGCAAUGCAGUUUUUGUUUUGUUCUUUAAAAGGAUGUGAAAAUUAUACUUCAGAAAUGCGGAGAAGUGAUACAUGAAGUUCAUAUACAGUGGGGUCCGGAAUUAUUGGAUCCCUUGAUAAAGAUGAGCAAAGAAGACUGUAUAAAAUAAACAAUACAAAUGCUGAACUAUAUUGUAAAUAAAUAUAUUGUGUAUAAAUUGUCUUGGUACUUGGUAAUGCCAUUGACCUUUUAACAAGGGCUCCUGGACCAGGAGUAAAAUAUGGUGGUGUAUUUUUAAAUGACACGCGGCUAUUUUGCUUCCACUAGUCCCGACGCCCUUGUUAAGGUCAACGGCGUCAUUAACUUUACCAAGUACCAGGACAUUUUAGCCAAGAAACCUGGUUGCCUCUGCCAGAAGGCUGAAACUUUUCCGCAGGUGAAUCUUCCAGCAAAACAAUAACCCCAAAGCAUAUAUUAAAAAAUCAUCCAAAAAGAAAUGGUUAAUUGACCACAAAAUCAACAUUUUGAACCUCAUUGAAAACCUGUGGUUUGAAUUGAAGAGGACAGUCUAUAAGCACAGAUGAAGGAUAUCAAGCAUCUGUAAACAUUCAGUAUGGAGGAAUAAUCUAAGAUCCCUCCGAAUGUGUUCUCCAAUCUCAUAAAACAUUUUAGAAAAAGGCUUUGUCGUUGUCCUGGCUAGGGGAGGGUUGCUGGAGAAUUGAAAACAGGAUCUAAUACAUUUUAUCAUUUUUUAAUUUAUUUAAUUUAUUUUAAACAAUCUUUCUCUGAAAUUGUAUUAGUAUAAAAUAUUUAUUUUUGCAUUUUUUUGUCUUUUUUGCAUAUCUUUAUCAAGGGAUCCAAUAAUUCCAGACCCCACUUUACUUGCACUUAAAAAUUAAAUGAACAAAAAAAGUGAUGUGAUGUAUGUGUCAUAGCAGUGAACAUUAGAAACAUUACAGCAAUCAGAAGUGGACCUGGUCACCCAUCCCUCUACUGUUUAAUCUGGAUGGUGAAUGAAGGCCUUUUAUACAGAACAAAAAUAUAAACGCAACAUGUAUAGUGUUGGUUUCAUGACCUGAAAUAAAAGAUCCCAGAAAUUUUC